Molecule: messenger RNA, 6024 nt
Organism: Notechis scutatus (mainland tiger snake)
Lineage: Eukaryota; Metazoa; Chordata; Lepidosauria; Squamata; Elapidae
Source: RefSeq, a predicted model, not a curated record
UCCGUGCUGGUUUCAGGUGUCUGGCCUGAGGUGUCCCCGGUUCUUCUCUUGUGAAAUCCUCUAAAAUCAAAGGCUCCCACCAUGGAUGUCGAGACGUCUGAUUUCGGGGCCGCCGCCCCGUUCCUGCGCUUGUCAGAAAAGCUUCGCAUCGAAACUCAGACUCGGCCGUUCGACUUGAAGAAGGACGUCUUCGUGCCGGACAUCAAAGAGGAAUUUGUGAAGGCCAAGAUCAUUUCCAAAGAAGGUGGCAAAGUCACUGCGGAAACAGAAAGCGGCAAGACGGUGACGGUCAAAGAAGACCAAAUCAUGCAGCAGAACCCACCCAAAUUCGACAAGAUCGAGGACAUGGCCAUGCUGACCUUUCUGCAUGAACCAGCCGUGCUCUACAAUCUGAAGGAUCGCUAUGCCGCCUGGAUGAUCUACACCUACUCGGGGCUCUUCUGUGUGACGGUCAACCCCUAUAAGUGGUUGCCCGUCUACAACGCAGAAGUGGUGGCUGCUUAUCGAGGGAAGAAGCGGAGUGAAGCUCCUCCCCACAUCUUCUCCAUCUCCGACAAUGCCUAUCAGUACAUGUUGACAGAUCGGGAGAACCAGUCCAUUCUUAUCACGGGAGAAUCCGGUGCUGGGAAAACAGUGAACACCAAGCGGGUCAUCCAAUAUUUUGCGGUCAUUGCUGCCAUUGGGGACCGUAGCAAGAAAGACCAAGCGGCUGCAACAGGGAAGGGCACCUUGGAAGAUCAAGUCAUCCAGGCCAAUCCAGCUCUGGAGGCCUUCGGCAAUGCCAAGACCUUGAGGAAUGACAACUCCUCUCGAUUUGGUAAAUUCAUUCGAAUUCAUUUUGGAGCAACCGGAAAGCUGGCAUCAGCCGACAUAGAAACCUAUCUCCUGGAAAAAUCCAGAGUAAUCUUCCAGCUGAAGGCUGAGAGGAAUUACCACAUCUAUUACCAAAUCUUGUCCAACAAGAAGCCAGAGCUGUUGGAUAUGCUGUUGGUCACCAACAAUCCUUAUGACUACGCCUUCAUCUCCCAAGGAGAGACUACGGUACCUUCCAUCGAUGAUGCUGAGGAACUGUUAGCAACUGACAGUGCCUUUGACAUCUUAGGGUUCACCCAAGAGGAGAAAAAUUCCAUCUACAAACUGACAGGGGCCAUCAUGCACUACGGGAACAUGAAAUUCAAGCAGAAGCAGCGAGAAGAACAGGCUGAGCCAGACGGCACUGAAGAAGCUGACAAGUCGGCAUAUCUGAUGGCCCUGAACUCUGCAGACCUGCUCAAGGGGCUUUGCCACCCGAGGGUCAAAGUGGGGAACGAGUACGUCACCAAAGGGCAAAAUGUCCAACAGGUGUGCUAUUCCACUGGGGCACUGGCCAAGGCUGUCUAUGAGAGGAUGUUUACCUGGAUGGUCAUGAGAAUCAACAUCACUCUGGAAACCAAGCUGCCCCGACAGUAUUUCAUUGGGGUGUUGGAUAUUGCUGGCUUCGAGAUCUUUGAUUACAACAGCUUCGAGCAGCUCUGCAUCAACUUCACCAACGAGAAGCUGCAGCAGUUCUUCAACCACCACAUGUUUGUGCUGGAACAAGAGGAGUACAAGAAGGAGGGCAUCGAGUGGGUCUUCAUUGACUUCGGCAUGGACCUCCAGGCCUGCAUUGACCUCAUUGAGAAGCCCAUGGGCAUCAUGUCCAUCCUGGAAGAAGAAUGCAUGUUCCCCAAGGCCACCGACAUGACCUUCAAGGCCAAGCUCUACGACAACCACCUGGGCAAAUCGGCCAACUUCGGCAAAGCGCGGGUCAUCAAGGGCAAACCCGAGGCCCACUUUGCCCUGAACCACUACGCGGGCACCGUGGACUACAACAUCAUAGGGUGGCUCCAGAAGAACAAGGACCCUCUCAAUGAAACGGUGGUCGGCCUCUACCAGAAGUCAGCGUUGAAGCUCCUUGCCAACCUGUUUGCCAACUACGCCGGAGCGGACGCACCACUGGAGUCCAAGGGGAAGGGGACGCAUAAGAAGAAGGGGUCUUCCUUCCAGACCGUGUCGGCCUUGCACAGGGAGAACCUCAACAAACUGAUGACCAACCUGCGCUCCACCCAUCCUCACUUUGUCCGUUGCAUUAUCCCCAACGAGACCAAAACCCCAGGGAUGAUAGACAAUCCUUUGGUCAUGCACCAACUGCGUUGUAACGGCGUGUUGGAAGGGAUCCGUAUCUGCCGGAAAGGAUUCCCUAACCGGAUCCUGUACGGGGAUUUCCGGCAAAGGUACCGGAUCCUAAACCCAGCGGCCAUUCCGGAGGGUCAGUUCAUCGACAGCCGGAAGGGGGCUGAGAAACUUCUAAGCUCGCUGGACAUCGACCAUAGCCAGUACAAAUUUGGACACACCAAGGUGUUCUUCAAAGCUGGUCUCCUGGGACUCUUGGAGGAAAUGAGAGAUGAGCGUCUCUCCCGGAUCAUCACUCGCAUCCAAGCUCAAUCCCGUGGUGUGCUGGCCAGGAUAGAAUUCAGGAAGAUCAUGGAACGGAAGGAAUCUCUGCUGGUGAUCCAGUACAACAUCCGGGCUUUCAUGGUGGUGAAGAACUGGCCCUGGAUGAAGUUGUACUUCAAGAUCAAACCUUUGCUGAAGAGCGCAGAGACGGAGAAAGAGCUGGUGGCUAUGAAGGACGAGUUGGCCAAGUUGAAAGAGGCCUUGGAGAAGUCAGAAGCCCGUCGGAAGGAGCUGGAGGAGAAGAUGGUGUCCUUACUGCAGGAGAAGAAUGACCUGCAAUUGCAAGUUCAGGCAGAGCAAGACAAUCUUGCAGAUGCUGAGGAACGUUGCGACCAGUUGAUCAAGAACAAGAUCCAGUUGGAAGCCAAGGUGAAAGAGUUGACCGAACGUCUUGAAGACGAAGAGGAGAUGAACGCCGAACUGACUGCCAAGAAGCGGAAGCUGGAAGAUGAAUGUUCUGAACUCAAGAAAGAUAUUGAUGACCUGGAGUUGACCUUGGCCAAGGUGGAGAAGGAGAAGCAUGCCACGGAGAACAAGGUGAAGAACCUCACCGAAGAAAUGGCUGGUUUGGAUGAGAUCAUCGCCAAGCUAACCAAAGAGAAGAAGGCUCUCCAAGAGGCCCACCAGCAAGCUCUGGAUGACCUUCAAGCUGAAGAAGACAAGGUCAACACGUUGACCAAAGCCAAGGUCAAACUGGAACAACAGGUGGAUGAUCUGGAAGGGUCCUUGGAACAGGAGAAGAAGAUCCGCAUGGACCUUGAGAGGGCCAAGAGGAAGCUGGAAGGAGACUUGAAGUUGGCCCAAGAAAGCAUCAUGGAUUUGGAGAACGACAAGCAACAACUUGACGAAAAGCUGAAAAAGAAAGAUUUUGAGUUGAGUGCCUUGAAUGCUAGAAUCGAAGAUGAGCAAUCCUUGGCUGCCCAGUUACAGAAGAAACUCAAAGAGUUACAGGCACGGAUCGAGGAACUGGAGGAAGAAUUAGAAGCAGAGCGCACAGCCCGCGCCAAGGUGGAGAAACAGCGCUCGGACCUUUCACGAGAACUGGAAGAGAUCAGCGAGCGCCUGGAGGAGGCCGGAGGGGCCACCUCGGUGCAGAUCGAGAUGAACAAGAAGCGCGAGGCCGAGUUCCAGAAGAUGCGACGCGACCUGGAAGAGGCCACGCUGCAGCAUGAGGCCACGGCGGCCUCCUUGCGCAAGAAGCACGCGGAUUCCGUGGCGGAGCUGGGCGAGCAGAUUGACAACCUGCAGCGGGUGAAGCAGAAGCUGGAGAAGGAGAAGAGCGAGCUGAAGCUAGAAGUAGACGACAUGGCUUCCAACAUGGAGCAGCUCAUGAAGGCCAAGGGCAACCUGGAGAAGAUGUGUCGGACUUUUGAAGACCAAAUGAACGAGCACCGGGCCAAGUCUGAAGAGUCUCAGCGUAUGGUCCAUGACCUCACCACGCAGCGAGCCAAGCUCCAAACCGAGAAUGGUGAAUUGUCCCGCCAGUUGGAUGAGAAGGAAGCUUUGAUCAGCCAGCUGACUCGAGGGAAGUUGACAUAUACCCAACAGCUAGAAGAUCUGAAGAGGCAACUUGAAGAAGAAGCGAAGGCCAAAAAUGCUUUGGCCCACGCGCUGCAGUCCGCCCGCCACGACUGUGACCUUCUGAGGGAACAGUAUGAGGAAGAAACAGAGGCCAAAGCUGAGCUCCAGCGUUCACUCUCCAAGGCCAACUCUGAGGUGGCCCAGUGGAGAACCAAGUAUGAAACCGACGCUAUCCAGAGAACGGAGGAGCUGGAGGAGGCCAAGAAGAAGCUGGCUCAGCGGCUGCAGGAGGCGGAGGAAGCCGUGGAGGCGGUGAACGCCAAGUGUUCGUCGCUGGAGAAGACGAAACACCGCCUGCAGAACGAGAUUGAAGAUCUGAUGGUGGAUGUGGAGCGCUCAAACGCGGCCGCAGCUGCCCUGGACAAGAAGCAAAGGAACUUUGACAAAAUCUUGUCGGAGUGGAAGCAGAAGUAUGAGGAAUCCCAAACCGAGCUGGAGUCAUCUCAGAAAGAAGCCAGGUCUCUCAGCACGGAACUCUUCAAGCUGAAGAACGCCUAUGAGGAAUCUCUGGAACAUCUGGAGACCAUCAAGAGGGAGAACAAGAACUUGCAAGAGGAGAUUUCAGAUCUCACCGAGCAGCUCGGAAGCACCGGCAAAACCAUCCAUGAACUUGAGAAGGCACGGAAGAGCCUGGAGGCUGAGAAGAUGGAGCUGCAGUCCGCCCUUGAAGAAGCUGAGGCCUCUCUGGAACACGAGGAAGGCAAGAUCCUCCGAGCUCAACUGGAGUUCAACCAGAUCAAGGCCGAAAUCGAGCGCAAGCUGGCCGAGAAGGACGAGGAGAUGGAGCAGGCCAAGCGGAAUCACCUGAGGACGGUGGACUCGCUCCAAGCUUCUCUGGAUGCCGAGACCCGCAGCCGCAACGAGGCCCUGAGGGUCAAGAAGAAGAUGGAGGGCGACCUCAACGAGAUGGAGAUCCAGCUCAGCCAUGCCAACCGCAUAGCAGCCGAAGCCCAGAAGCAAGUGAAAUCUUUGCAAGGCUACCUGAAGGACACUCACAUACAGCUGGACGACGCAGUCCGGGCCAAUGAGGACCUGAAGGAAAACAUUGCCAUCGUAGAGCGAAGGAACAACCUGCUCCAGGCUGAGCUAGAGGAGUUGCGGGCCAUGGUGGAGCAGACGGAGCGGGCCCGCAAACUGGCGGAACAGGAACUCAUUGAUAUCAGUGAAAGAGUCCAGCUCCUUCACACCCAGAAUACCAGCCUUAUCAACCAGAAAAAGAAGAUGGAGUCUGACCUUUCCCAGCUGCAAACAGAGGUGGAAGAUGCCAUUCAGGAAUGCAGAAAUGCUGAAGAGAAGGCUAAGAAAGCCAUCACAGAUGCGGCCAUGAUGGCGGAGGAGCUGAAGAAGGAGCAGGACACCAGCGCCCACCUGGAGAGGAUGAAGAAGAACAUGGAGCAGACCAUCAAGGACCUCCAGAUGCGUCUGGACGAGGCGGAGCAGCUGGCCCUCAAGGGCGGCAAGAAGCAGCUUCAGAAACUGGAGGCCCGAGUGCGAGAGCUGGAGAACGAGCUGGAAGGGGAGCAGAAACGCAGCGCGGAGAACGUCAAAGGGAUGCGAAAGUGUGAGAGACGCAUCAAGGAGCUCACCUACCAGACUGAGGAGGAUCGCAAGAAUCUGAUCCGUCUGCAAGACCUGGUUGACAAGCUCCAGUUGAAGGUGAAGGCUUACAAGAGGCAAGCCGAGGAGGCGGAGGAGCAAGCCAACAGCAACUUGGGCAAAUUCCGGAAGAUCCAGCAUGAGUUGGAUGAAGCCGAGGAGAGGGCGGACAUCGCAGAGUCCCAGGUCAACAAGCUGAGGGCCAAAAGUCGUGACAUUGGGGUGAAGCCGAAAGGUUUGUACGAGGAGUAACUCCUUCGAAGACCAGAUGGCCAGCUCUCCAAGGACACCCCCCUCCAUGCACCCGCACCCCCAGACCUAAAAGGCCCUGGGGAAACCUCUCCCCCAUCUCCUGCACUCUGUAUAUCAGCA